GAGUCUUGCUAAGACUUGCUCCUUCAACUCUAGUCGGUGUCUUUCAACAACACCCGUUGCGGGUAGUUCCGUAACUACGGGCCUUCUGGAAGGGUACGUACCAAAAGAGUGUAAGCACAUCAUUGCAGUUCCAAGUUGGCAGGCGGCCGAUUACUUACGGUGCCUGUUCCUGACAGAUUCGCGAACUUAGAGCUUGAAAACGCGUAUUUUCACUCAUUCUUCAAAACAAUGAACAUCUGGAACGUUGGAACGCGAUGUCCAGGCGAGAUUGUGGAUGAAAUCAUCGACCACUUACACGAUGACAAGCCAGGCCUCUCCACUUGCGCACUCGUGUGCAAAGCUUGGCUAUCGUCUUCGCGGUUCCACCUCUUCGAUACCAUCUGCUGCGUUGGAGAGUUAUUCAAUGGUACCCUCGGAUUCGACUACCUCGUCAAGUUCUUGAAAGAACAUCCUGAUAUUCGUCAGUAUAUCCAUGGCUUGGGGUUGAGCCAUCACAAGGAUUUUGGUGCACCAAUGAGCCCUCCUGAAGAACGUCCUUGGAUAUGCGAGCACACGCUUGCCGCUAUUUUGAGCAUGUUGCCCAAUUUGCAGGUUCUUGAGAUGCUAGGUGUUCGAUUGGGAGGUCAAGGAGGAGCAUGCAACCCCUGGCACUGGCAUGGUUUUACUCGUGCCGACAUCCCUUCGCGAUUCAAACUGGAUUCACUCGUGCUGCUUGCAGUCGGGGACCCUAACGGGUCGCCUUCGCCCGUUCUCAUGGUCUUAAAUCUCUUUGAGGAACUCAAAGAACUAUUCGCAUCGGAUCUUUACUGGAAGAACACUCAGAAGACAGUCACCGCAUUCACCAAGGUUGAAUUGCCCCGGCUCCCAAAUCCAAAACCCAUGAAAGUGAGGACCCUUACACUUCGCUCUGACGACCAUCUACCUUUCCUCUGUCAAAUCCUACGACGCAUGAAACCUACGCUUCAAUCGGUUCAGUUGGUGGACGUUGAAUGCAGCAAUUGGACGGAAGUGAACUAUGUUUCUGCCGUGAUAAAGGAUGUCGGCUCGAAUCUGAGUUGUCUGGAUCUCGACUUGACCUCUCUCUGGUUGCAAGACAAGGAUGGCGUCGGAACUCACCAGAUCACUCCACAGUCCAACUGGAAAUCGUUGUUCUUCUCUGAGUGUCAUUCUCUUCAGCAUAUUGGGGUCUCGCUCUAUUUCUUUCCGGAGGCCCCUUUGGAACUCACCAACUCUGUCUGGUUCGAGUAUGCUUUGGACAUAUAUUCCGAAACUCCUCAUACCAUCAUGCAUCUCGUCCUUGAACUCGAAUGUGAUGGAGUCUCGCCGGCCACUAUCCUGGAAGACAUGAACUGGAUACGCUUUCAGAGCAUCUUGAAGAACUAUAAAGAUUUGCACAAAGUCACCGUCGAUAUUACUCGCUCACCAGAAGAUGCUUGUGCAGACAAGAAAUGCGAGGCGAUCCUUGUUGAAAAACUGGAGAUUGUGCACAGGAACGAAAUGCUUGAGAUCAUUUUUGCUUGACGUUUUGUUGCUUUUUAUAAUGCAUCUUAUACCUGCGUAUGCGCCAUUUUGAUGACGGAUCGAGCGGUGACAACUCGCGGGUAUGUUCUUAUAGCUGUGACUUGAUCUGCUGUAAAGGUGAAUUUGCUUUCUCGAUGAAGAACAAGACAUUUCAAAUCCGAACCUUAAGAGGGUUGAGCCUUCGACGCAUGUUUUAUUAUUCAUAUUAGAGCGGCGCGGGUUCGUGUUCUCGAAAUUGAACCUUGCCAUUCUGUAGAAGCUUUUAUAACUUCACUGGGUAUUCAGAAGGAUAUAUAGGGAAGAGACCUGUUACCUCGAGGCUUUAUCGGGCGCUCGUGACAGAUAAUAUCUUAACUCCUCGGUGUACCGCCUUUGCACUGCUUGAUCAUUGUCGCUCUAUGUUUGACCUCUUUCCUUGACAGAUAUACGUUUUCUUCCGCAACUUCAUCAUAGAAGCCAACUAUGAGAUGUGAGAAUUGAAGUCGAUGAAAUACAGUCUUUCAAGC
Messenger RNA from Somion occarium, 2027 nucleotides. NCBI's taxonomy places the organism in Eukaryota, Fungi, Basidiomycota, Agaricomycetes, Polyporales, Cerrenaceae. The record is from the annotation of a GenBank genome assembly.